AUGCCAGAGUUUCUAGCAUCAAUUGAGACAUACAACCCUAAAAUAAUCUUUGUUACAGAAACUUGGUGGCAUGAAUCAUCGAUAACUAACGUUGAAAACUAUAUGUUAUUCAGAAAAGAUCGCGUGUCCAGUAGAGGAGGUGGGGUGGCUAUUUAUGUCGACACUUCAUUAAAACCUAAUGAAGUAAGCGAAAUUGUUUUAUUAGAUUCCCCUGAACAAAUUUGGUGCGAAAUAUCGUACGGUUCCAAACACAUCCUUCUGGGUUGUAUAUACAGGCCACACACGCUAGAUCCACUCGAGAAUAUUGAAGCGUCCAUUAUUAAAGCGAAUGAACUUCUGUCUAAAAUAUACAGCGGCUUGUUGAUUUGUGGAGACUUUAAUUUGCCAGGGAUUAACUGGGAUUUGAGCAGUAUCCCAACUGUCAGCAACACAGAUAUCCUUUCAAGUAAUUUUAUUGACAUCCUCGCCGAGUCGUUUUUGAUACAAUUUGUUACUAAGCCCACUUUUCAACUUGAUGAAAUUACAUCGAACAAUACUCUUGAUCUAAUUAUAGCCGAAAAUGAAAAUCGGGUCCUCGAUAUUAUUCACCAUGCACCUUUAACGUCUCUGAAGAAAUCUCACCACGUCCUUCAAUGGGAUUACGUUGUUAAAAGCGCUGCAGUUGUAGGAAAACACAUUGAAAAACGCGUUUAUCAUAAAAGUAACUUUGUAAAGAUAUCCGAAUAUUUUAACAAUAUCAACUGGCAAAUGGAAUUCAAUGGACACAAUACUGAUGACUGUUAUAACAUUUUCCUGAACCACUACGAGGCUGCAUGCAAAUAUUAUGUCCCAGUGACUAACUUAAAAUGGAUUCGUCGUCGAAGUGAAUGGAUGAAUGAUGACAUCAAAAAUAAAAUAAAAGCUAAAAAUAAACUAUGGUUUCGAUGUAGAGCGAAUGGAUAUAAAAAUCUUAAACUAGUCAACGAAUACAAAGCGUGUAAUAUUCAAUUGAAGAAGCUCAUAUAUAAAGCUCGUUGUGAGUUUGAACUUGAUUUAGCGAUAAAAUUGAAGCACAACCCAAAGAUCCUGUUCAAUGUUUUCAACAAAAAUGAAGACGAUGAACUGCCAUAUUUUAUAAAACGAACUGAAGCCAUCUGCAAAUACUCGCAAAUAACGCUAGAUCUGGUUAAAAACAAGCUGAGCAAUUUAUCAGUUGACAAAACCGUUGGUUUGGAUGUUGUAAGCGCAUAUGUACUGAAGAACUGUUCUGACAGCUUCUCAAUACCUUUAAGCGCAAUUUUUAAGAAGUCGCUAGAUAGUGGGUGUUGUCCUAAAGUAUGGAAAAAAGCUAAUGUAACACCACUGUUUAAAAAUGGAAGUAGACUCGACCCAGGCAAUUACCGGCCUAUAUCCUUAACAUCAGUUGUAUGUAAAGUGAUGGAGAGAAUAUUACGUGACACUAUGGUCAAUCAUUUAGUCGAACAUAGCCUUAUUUCAAAAAAUCAACAUGGUUUUGUCAAUAAAAAAGCAUGUGUGACUAAUUUGUUGGAGUCGAUUGACAUGAUGUCAAAAGCAUUAUCUGACAAGAUAUCUAUGGACGUAGCUUUUAUAGAUUUCAGUAAAGCAUUCGAUAUGGUUUCCCACAAGAGACUAAUUUACAAACUUGAGGCAUAUGGUUUUACUGGAAAUCUCUGA
Hydra vulgaris (swiftwater hydra) is the source of this 1674-nucleotide messenger RNA. RefSeq lists its product as uncharacterized. Gene Ontology annotation, molecular function: catalytic activity. The record is from RefSeq and is a predicted model, not a curated record. Lineage: Eukaryota; Metazoa; Cnidaria; Hydrozoa; Anthoathecata; Hydridae.